AGAUAACUUUCCUAGUAAAAAAAAAUAAUCAUAUCGCUACGUCAGGAGAAAAGUUAAUUUUAUUGAGACAGUGAUUUAAAUAUACAAUAAAUUUUCAACAAUUGGUGUAAACUAUGAAAAGUGUAAAUAUAAUAUUCAACUUGAUAUAUCUUUAAAUUGAAAAUAUGAGCGAGAACCCAUAAUAUUAAUGUGCAAGUGUGCAGGAAAAUUGUAGGAGAUAUUAAAGUUUCCAUACUGCUGUGUUCAGAACUAAAACAGAUUAUGAAGAAAUAAAAAGUGAAAGUAAAAAGAAUUAAACAAAAUUGUUAGAUAAACGAAGUGAAUUGAAGUAAAAAUAUUUUUUGAAAGUGAGACGUGGUUGUGAAACUAAUAGUAAAUGUUCUAGGUUACCUGCUAACAAACACCUGGCACAUAUUGAUUCAAAAACAUCAUAAGUAGCUUGUUUAAAACACCUUUACAGUUACUGAUAAGUAGUAUUUUAACUAUUGUAAAGCAUCUUUAAGGUGCAUCCAUUUUAUUUGUUUCUGUGUGACAUACUGUCCUCAACAACAUCAACAAAAUAUUCAGCCGAAGAUCGAAAAUGUGGUCGUUCUUCUCGCGCGACUCGACGAAAGAUUUUCCAUAUGAUAUCGGCGAAGAAGUGCCCGGUUUAGAGUCACGCUCCAUUUGGACAUUACACAAAGCAAAGCGUAAGGGCACACAAGAGGAAGUCUCGGUUUUCGUUUAUGAUAUACGAAGCGGAUCAGAUGCAAAAUGUGAAUUAGCAAAAGCAGCCUUGAAACGACUAAAGACUUUAAGACACCCAAGCAUUCUACAGUACCUGGACUCAUUAGAAACAGAAAAAACACUAUAUAUUGCCACAGAAGCAGUUGAAGCUUUGGGUACCCACAUUGAGAAGUUAGCAUCUCAUGGCCCCCAAAAAGAUUUAUAUUUAGCGUGGGGGGUCUUUCAAAUCACACGUGCACUUUCAUUCCUUAACAAUGAUGGUAACCUAAGGCAUAACAAUGUUUGUGUUUGGUCGGUAUUUGUAAAUUCGUCUGGCGAAUGGAAACUUGGUAGUUUGGAAUACGUGUCGCCAGCGGAUGGGAAUCCUAUGCCACCGUUUAAAGUGCCACCCGCUCUAGAGGUUUAUGAUCCACCGGAAAAGAACGAUCAGAGCAAAUUGAAAGCAGCUACAAAAUGCUCUGUAGAUAUGUGGGGCUUGGGAUGUUUGGUUUGGGAGUCUUUCAAUGGACCUUUGAAAAUGCGUUCAAAUCUUAAAGACAUUGAUAAUAUACCAAAAUCGUUGCAAACCCUAUAUUGUGAAUUGGUAGGCGCAUCGCCUUCAAAUCGGCCGAACCCAGCGGAUAUUAUAACAAGAUGUCGCAAACCAGGAGGCUUCUUUAAAAACGAUUUAGUUGAUUCUCUACUUUUUCUUGAGGAGAUACAAAUUAAAGACAAGGCUGAGAAAAAUCGUUUCUUUAGUGGUUUAACUAUACAUUUAGAUAAUUUUCCCGAUAACGUUUGCAAACAUAAAAUCCUUCCGCAGCUUAUUACAGCAUAUGAGUAUGGUGAUGCAGGAUCAGCUGUGCUAGCACCAAUGUUUAAGCUCGGAAAAUUGCUCGAUGAAGCUGAGUACCAAAAACGCAUUGUUCCCUGUGUAGUGAAACUCUUUGCUUCCACAGAUCGUGUGACACGUUCCCGCUUAUUACAACAAUUAGAAUUGUUUAUAGCACAUUUACAACCGCAGGUAGUGAAUGAUCAAAUUUUUCCACAAGUCGCUCAUGGCUUUUUGGAUACAAAUGCUACUAUAAGAGAGCAAACUGUAAAGUCCAUCAUUCAUCUGGCCCCUAAGCUGAACUACAACAAUUUGAAUGUUGAGGUGCUACGACAUUUUGCGCGUUUACAGGCACGCGAUGAUCAGGGUGGCAUACGCACCAAUACAACUGUGUGUUUGGGAAAAAUCGCCCCACACUUACAUCCACAGGUGCGGCAACGCGUUUUGGUUUCAGCUUUUAUACGGGCUAUGCGUGAUCCAUUUCCUCCAGCACGAGUGGCUGGCGUGCUUGCUCUGGCUGCCACACAACAAUACUUCCUGCUAAGUGAAGUGGCAAACAGGGUACUCCCAUCUUUGUGUUCGCUUACUGUUGAUCCAGAAAAGACUGUGCGUGAUCCUGCUUUCAAAACGAUACGUGGUUUUUUGGGUAAAUUGGAAAAAGUAUCAGAGGACCCAAGCCUGCGUGAAACUAUGGAAGCUGAUGUUCAUACCGCUACGCCAUCGAUCGGCAAUGCGGCAGCUACAUGGGCGGGUUGGGCUGUUACAGCCGUCACAGCUAAGUUCUAUCGCAGCCAAAGUGAUUCUUCACGUCCGCGUCCACCCUUAACUGGACGAAAUCUUUCUAAACCUGCAUCUUUGGAGCAACCUUCGAGUAGUAGCUUAUCAACGACGACAUCCAGUGUCACCUCUAUGACAUCACUAGAACAUGAAAGCAACGAUACAUCAGCGUCUGCCUCAGACUAUGGUAAUAACGACUGGGAUAACGAAAAUUGGGGCGAAAUGGACACAUCACAGGACCCUAGUAGUCCAUUGGCUGGCACUUCCAACAAUGGUCAAUUGAAUGCAUCGAAUGCGCUCAACGAAGUGCGCGACGGUUGGGAUAACGAAGAGUGGGGUAGCUUAGAAGAAGAACCGGGAGAAGAAGAAGAGGAAGAACAGGAGGAACAUUCACAGCCAUCACAUUCAAGACAAUCAGCGCACUCCCUGGAUGAGCAAUUGUGCACGCCAAUAGCACGCCCGCAUCAACAACAAUUGCUCCAACAUCAACUGAAUGAACUUAUCGAACCACUGGCUAAACUAAACACUCAUUCAGCGACAUCACCAUCGAGGGGAAAUCAGCAUGCGCUUGACUUGCGACCGAAAGAUAUUUCAAACAUAUCUAUUACGCAAACGACAACAACAACAGUGUUUUCGAAUUGCAACAAUGUCAGUCCACCACAUAUAAAUAACUCAACGAAUUCGAAUGCAAAUUGGAACAGCGAUUCAUGGGCUGAUGGUGAAUUUGAACCUGUUGAUGAACAGCUGACCGGAAAUACCAAGUUGGACGAGGCGCGUAGAAAACGCGAAGAGAAAAAAUUACAGAGGCAACGUGAGUUAGAGGCGCGGCGAGCGCAACGUACAAGUGGCCCGAUGAAAUUGGGUGCCAAAAAGCUUUAAGAUGUACAUUUUUAUUUUAUCACUAAAGGGAAGUGUUUUCAAUGAUAUUCAUACCUGUUUGAGUGGAGUGCAUUUAUGAUUUACAAAGAAGUCAUAUGCAUUUGUGGUGUAUACAUUUGUUUACUAAUUUAUGAAAUGGCGAUAAGAAUCGAUUUAAUUAUAUGUGCGUAGUUGGAUUUGCACAAAACCAAACGUGCAGUUGUUGAAAUGCAAGAGAAAAUUGUAAUUUUAUAGGUACAUAUAUACGAAAUAUUGAAAGAUUUUUUAUAUAUUAAAUAUCAAAAACAGAAAAAGAAAAACAAAAACAAAAAUUGUAAAAAAUAUCGAAAAGUUCAGUAUAAAAUAUUUAUGAUUUAAAAUCUCUAAUAAAUGUAAACCUAACGUAGAAAUACAAUAUUUAGGCAUAUUUGUUAAGGUGCAAUCGUAAUUUGUAAAUGCUUUUUCAAGUCUUAUUAACAAUUGUGCAAAGAAUACCGCACAUACACUUGCAAAAUAAUAUUUAUGUAUUCAUAAAAUAUCACUAUUGUUUAAACUUACGUGCACCAACCUAUAUUGUGAGCUCAUAUUUUUACCUUUUGCAAACUAAUAUCCACAUAAACGAAUAAAACCUAAAAGUAGCUAGAUGCGAAUUUCAAAUUAUACUACAUUAGUACUUAUACCUCAACAAUAGAUUUUAUUGUAUAUAAUGUAUUGUAAUAAUUGAAAUCAUUGCUGUUGAAAAGUACUUUGUCUUCGUGCAGUUCAUUGAAUUUUUUAACUAAAUAUAAUGAGCGUAACAAAUUUCGAUUCAUAAUCCAUAAAUUAGUAUGUGUUAGCGUUUCACUUAUUAUCAUUCCAUUUGGGGUUCGUUUGCUAAUUAUUAUCAUUUUGAUUGAUUCUUGAUUAUGAUUUCCUUAUCAUUUAUUUUUUAUAAGAAUUUCAUUGAACAAUCGAUUGUAUGGAAACUUGUUAGAGACAGCAAUAAUAGGCACGCAAUGAAAGAUACUAAAAGUUUCAAUGAGUAGAAAUUCACACUCUUGGAAUUGUUAUUUGUAUUUUCCUUUUUUUAGUUGGCUUCACUCCAGAAUAUACCUCCCAUAAUACUUGCGUGCGCGUACUUGUGCAUGUACAUGUAAUUUGCUGGAAUCUCGUUUUGUCUAAAUAGAAUGUGAUAAUGAAUGAGCUCGGAUUCCAAUUUCCUAAAUUGUAGCCAAUUGGACUAACAUUAUAUAUGUAUAUUUUUUGUAGUCUACUACAUUACUUAUUUAACCCGGUACAGCCCAGAACUUUUUUCGUUUCAGAUUUUGGUGAAAUUAAGUACACUUACACUGAUGGCCACUAUGAGAUUUAAAGAGCAAGUAAAACCAAAAAAUAUAUGCAACUCAAAUUUUUUUUAUUCUUUUAAUAUAUAAUCAAUAUUAUUGUAUUUUAUCCUAAAAUCACUUGUUUUAUGAAUUGCUUUAUUUACAAAAACAACCAUUUUAUGUUUAAAGCUCAUAUUUCAACAAGUUACAAGUCAUUCACUUCUACUUAUCUUUUACUAAAAAUAUAAGAUUAAUAAAAAUGAGUUGGGCAUACUAACUAACUUUUAUACUCGGUAUCAAGUAAUAUUUUUACUUUUAAAAUAAUCUGUUUCAAUUAAGUACAGUUAUUUGUAUAAAAAGCUUUGAAUCUCCGUGUGUUAUUAAAAAUUAGUAAAAAUCAGGAAAAAACGAGUAUAACGAGUAUAAAAUAAUCCUGAUCAUUCUAAACACCAUAAUAAAAUACGAGAAAUAUUUGAAAAAGCGGCAUAUUUGAAAAAAAUAUUUUUAUGCGGCUUCACACCGCAAUGAUUGGUAUAAUAAAUAGUUUUAAAAGAUACCCAUAUUGUGAAUAUAAGCCAAGAAAUGGGCUUUUCAGAACAGGAAAAGGGGAUGAUAGGAAAAAUAUCCUAAAACUCUAUCGCCAGAUAUAGAUGCAAUCCUCAACGAAGAGACAGAUACAGUUGUUCACUCUCGCACUGUUCGUAGAGUGCUAAAUAGUGCUGGUUACAAUACCCGAUUUUGUCGUAGAAAACGUGUCAUUAGUAGGGUGGACGUAUCAAAGCGACUUUUAGUCGCUAAGGAUUACUUGAACAUGUUGACGGAGUUUUGGAAGAAUGUUAUCUCCUCCAAUGAAACCAAUUUUGUUUUUACAAGUCAUAUCUUAGGAUUUAGCCGAAAAAAGGGUGAAGAAUUGUCAGAAAAAAAUAUUCAUCCAGUAGUAAAUACGGGGGUGCUGCAGUUUUUGUGAGGGGGUGUAUGUCUGCAGGGAGCAGAUGAAACUUGUGUUUAUUGAUGAAAUAUUGGAAAAAACACUUUAUUUGAAUAUUCUAAAAAAAAAUUUGAAGAAAGGCGAUCAAGAACUCGGAAUUGAGACUUACUUUCAGCAAGACAACGACAACCUAACAUUAAAUUAAAAAAUGGACUAAAACAAAUCCUUCUGGAAAAAUGGGUGAAAAUAAGUUAUGAGCUUAUAAAAAAUAUGUUUAUUCAAUUCAGAAACGCAUAAAAGAAGU
Zeugodacus cucurbitae (melon fly) is the source of this 5708-nucleotide messenger RNA. It is a transcript of the gene yata, whose product is annotated as N-terminal kinase-like protein. Bases 581 to 3193 code for a protein of 870 amino acids. NCBI's taxonomy places the organism in Eukaryota, Metazoa, Arthropoda, Insecta, Diptera, Tephritidae. Gene Ontology annotation, biological process: protein phosphorylation. The transcript has 11 exons. The record is from RefSeq and is a predicted model, not a curated record. Gene Ontology annotation, molecular function: protein kinase activity; ATP binding.